Molecule: messenger RNA, 1206 nt
Organism: Trichomonas vaginalis G3
Lineage: Eukaryota; Parabasalia; Trichomonadida; Trichomonadidae
Product: keratin-associated protein family
Exons: 1
Source: RefSeq, a predicted model, not a curated record
AUGGGUGAGCUUGUAAAUGCUGCAAGAACAUUAGGUGAAACAGGAAAUUUUGUAGAUGGUUUUAAAAGACUUGUUUCAAAUGUUUUAACAAACACAAAGAAAUUAUUUAGAUAUACCGUACAUAACGGACGGAUUUUCGAACAGAUAGCAACAAACCCUCCGGUUAUGGCUGCGUUGAUGAUGGUUAGAGAUAUAAAACCACGUAACGACGGGAACGAAGAACAUGAACAACAGGAUACUGGUCGGGUUAUUCGAGACAUUAAAAACGUGUAUCCUGAAGUUAUUGAUUUAUUUAGAGGAGUUAAUGAUUCAAUUUCAAAACAUUCUAUAACCCUCGAUGAAGAGAAUAAAUUAACAGAUUAUAUAUUCGUCAUUAUUGCAGAAUUAAUGAAGAGAAUAAAUGAAAAAGGAAUUGGUGAUAUCAUUAAUGUCAGCGAUGUAAUGAUGAAAAGAAAUUUUGACUCAUUAUUUACAAAACCGAAAACAGAAUAUAGUCUUUAUGACGUAAUUACCGAAUUAAUGAAAAAGAUUAAUGAUAAUAAGAGUUCUGGCGGAAGAGUUGAAUUAGAAGUGAAUGAUGUUAAUGAGAAAUUAGCCGAAAAAGCAGACAAAAAUGAGCUUUUAGCUCUGAGUGAUAAAGUCAAGAACCACGUUCAUUAUAUAACUUCAGACGAACAGAUUAUAACGGACUACCAUGGAUAUUUAACACGAAGUGAUGAAGUGAAGACGGAAGACCCCAAUGAAAGAAGAUAUAAAUACAUUCGUGCUAAAGGUUAUGACAUAAGCUGUACUGUACAGUAUGACACGGGUAAAGCACCAGAAGCAUUUAGUUAUAACGAUGAAAUUUAUGCCUCUACUUUCUCUGUUAAAGGUGUAUUAGUUGAACCAAGAUUUACUUUGAGAGUUAAGUCAAAAAUAACGUUUGAAGAUGCUAUUAAAAGUAAAGCUGACAAAGUUGAACUCGAAGCAAUGAACAAAGUUUUGAAAUCUCAUAAACACAACAUCUCCGAUAUAAAUGAACUUCAAGCUACAUUAGACAGUAAAGCCGACAAGAACCAUACACAUAAAUCCUUCACUACUGUUAGAGCAGACGACAUAAUAUUGAACUUUGACCUUGGUUCAAGUGCACCUUUAGAGAAUCCAAGCACUAGUGUAAAAGAUACACUAAACUCCUUAAAUAGUAAAUGUAUGAAUAUCGAAGAUCAU